Messenger RNA from Mesocestoides corti, 843 nucleotides. NCBI's taxonomy places the organism in Eukaryota, Metazoa, Platyhelminthes, Cestoda, Cyclophyllidea, Mesocestoididae. The record is from the annotation of a GenBank genome assembly.
AUGGAAAGCCAAAUAACUGGCAUCAAAUUGAAUAAGACAACCAGUGUGAGCGAAGGAAUGACUGAAAAUGGGGAGGAGCAAAGAGAAGGAAAGGAAGAGCCAAAUGCUACUUCGUCUCGACUCGUUGACCGAACGAGGCUCAGCUGCACACCUCUACCAUCUAACAAACCAUGUCAAAAGGAUGCUAUGAAGCAUACGACCACGAGGAAGAGUAGCUCGGCAGUCACAAAUGCUAAGAUGACGCCGCCACCCAAACGCAAUGCACCAUCGCAGACGACCAAGUCUACACCUCGAAGCGCAGUUACUACUUCUCGCCCUAAAACAACUCAUCAAGGUAUGACGAUUUCUGGUAGCGUUUACAAUGAUGAUGAUGAUGAUGGUGAUGCUGAAAGAGCAGUCGCAACUGCCAAGACGACGUCUCCACCCAAACGCACACCAGCACCGCGGAACACCAAUGGGGAACCACGAACCGCGGUUGUAACUCCUCGCCCCAAACCAAAUCAUCCAGAUGCUGCCGCCUGUGUUGGCGAGGGUAAUGGCUCGUUUGGUGACGAUCUUGGUGGUGACGUGUGUUUGCAAGUGUCGACUGUAUUUUGCACCUGUGGUGACGACAGUGGCGCAAUUUCAUCUGUUAUCUCGCAUUAUUUAUCUCGUUCUGGAGGUCGCUCGGCAGUCACAGCUGCCAAGACGUCGUCGUCCCCCAGACGCACACCCCGUUUUAAUCCACCUUCAAUCUAUCAUGAUUUAUGGAAUUUCUGUGUUGACAGCAUCGCCGUGUAUUCGCUAGACGUCGGCCACGACGCAGUUUCGAGUAACGCAUCGAAACCUCUGCAAGUUGCCUGA